Caenorhabditis remanei is the source of this 843-nucleotide messenger RNA. RefSeq lists its product as uncharacterized. The transcript has 6 exons. The coding region runs from base 1 to 843 and encodes 280 amino acids. Lineage: Eukaryota; Metazoa; Nematoda; Chromadorea; Rhabditida; Rhabditidae. The record is from RefSeq and is a predicted model, not a curated record.
AUGUCAUCUACUAAUUCUAAAAAACGAGGCAGAAGGGGAAAAAGGGAGGAGAUGCCGAUGUUCGUGCCCGGAUGCACACGAUGCCACAAACUGCACAUGUCAAUGUGGUGCCCGGAGCCACUGAUGGCUAUCGACGUGCCGAAACCGGUGCAGAUGAAGGCUGGAAACGACAGAAAGGAAGAAAUGUCAUCGACAACCAUCAGCAACAAUAGAUCAACGACUUGGAAGGAAGCGAAGACUUUCGGAAGCGACAAUAAUAACAGUGCUCACAUGAAGAAUCGGAAUGGGUCGGUGAUGGAAGAGGACCCGCGUUUCGAUCGGCGCCGACGAGGAAGAGGGCCAGCGUUUCGAUCGGCGCCGCAAAGGUUCGCCCCACCGCAGUCCUCGCAAACGAUUCAAAAGCCGUUGAUGAGAAACGUCACCUCGUCUCACCAAAGUCGCUCAUCGCCAUCGAAAAAUGUCGAGCCGAGCGAGAGAAGAUCGCAGGCACCGAAUUCGACACGUCGUGAUGAGAGACCGGUGAGAAGUCGGCCGGCCCAGUCUUAUCAUCUACCGAAACAACCAAUUACUCGGCUCCCAAAGGCCGAAAUGAUGAUAAGUCUGAACAAUGAACUCCGCCCGUUUUCAUACGGAGACGAAAAUAUGUAUCAAGAAGUACCAAUGGCCAAGCAGAUUCCAAAAACGAUUCCAAGAGUUCCGGAGAACCAAAUGUACGUCUUCAGAAAGCGAACAUACUACGAUGAGCACGGAAAUCAAGUGGACGAACGUGAAACAGCCACGAUUGUACAUUUGGAUGGAGAUGAAUUGAUUUUCGUGGAUCUCAACGACGAUUUCGAAUUCUGA